AUGGAUCCCAACAACAUUAGAUUCACAGGUCCUACGACCCCCAAUUUGAUGACUACUCAGGAAGAAGUCGAUAUGGAUGCCCCGGCGUUAUCGUACGAAGGAUUCACACAUGGAUCUGUAUCAGCCAGGCAAUUCUCAGUUAAUAUCCACAACAUAAACAACGUAAACUUUAAUUACGGAGGUCAUUCCCCUGACAUUUUUCAGGAGAAUGCCCCUGAAAAUUUGCCAUACAAUGAUCCAUUCGCACAAAGACACACGUUUGAUACCAAUCUCCCUCGACCUGAAGAGAGAGACUCUAAUGGAUUCAUAAGAGAUCCUCAAACUGGUGAGUGGAUAAGACGUGGUCUGGAAGGCCAACAACGUCACGACGACCAUUCUCAUAACCCCGAGGGAGGUAAAAUUCCGCAGGAGCACAUGUUUCCUGACACCUUUCGACAUCAUCCACGGCCAUAUCCAUCACCACAGCCACAUGUCAACCCUGACCACUCUCGCAACCCUGAAGGUGGUAGAAUCCCACAGGAAUUCAUGUUUCCCGACGUCUUUCGACAUCACCCACCACCAUUCCCGCUACCACGUCCACGACCAAGGCCAUCUGUCGACCCUGUCCAUACGCCGACAGAAGUGCCCGAUGAAAUUCGAGACGAUGAAAUUCCAGCCUGGGCUGCGGCUUCCCGCAACACCAUAUUUUCACGGAACCCUCACACCCUUCCCCCACAGCCUGUGAAUCCGGCUGGGCCUCCAAAGGAGACCCCUCAACCGGCAUAUCGAGGGCUGUUCAAGGCGAUCCCUGGUCCGGGACGGGAUACUGGUCACCGAACCGGCGAUAGCCCCAACCGUACUUCUUAA
Messenger RNA from Daldinia decipiens, 846 nucleotides. RefSeq lists its product as uncharacterized. The record is from RefSeq and is a predicted model, not a curated record. The transcript has a single exon. Bases 1 to 846 code for a protein of 281 amino acids. Lineage: Eukaryota; Fungi; Ascomycota; Sordariomycetes; Xylariales; Hypoxylaceae.